ACACACAAAUAAAGGACCAAUCCCUCUAUUCAUGCUCUUAUGUUAUAAUAAAGUGCACAUUGACUCCUCGCUGUUAAGAAUAUUUUUCGUAGACCAUUAUUUUGGUUGUAAAUUAAACACAAUGGGGUGACACAAAUGUCAUUGGGAGAGGAUGUAGCGGUGUGCUAACUAGCAUCAUGUUAUGAAGUCAUCGGAUGAAUUUGAUAACACAGCGAGUGUUAGGGGGAGUUUAAUCACCAUUUCUCAAUGGGAUAAGCAACACUUGAUAUUGUAGUCUGCACUCGUAUCGCUAUAUUAGAUUUAUUGCCUGCAGUUUAUUUGAUAUGUGUGUAUGAUAUUUAGCUGCACAUUGAUGUAGUGUCACUCUGCCUUAAGUUGUUCAAUCAAAUUAUUCGUGAUAUAGGAAGGAAUUUGUGUCUGCCUUUAUGUUUUCUUUUUGACCUUCGACGUUUACCUUUUUGCGCUAACUACAAAGGAUCAUUUAUGUUUAAUGUUCCACAUGGUGAUGUAUUAUCACCUCUUUGAUGAUGUCACUUUAUGUACCUGGAGCAUGAUGAUGAAUUAGUGAUCGUUUGUUCUUUACAGUAUGUUUGAAAUAGAUUAAACAUUAUUUAUUGCUACGUUAGCACAUCACACAGAAUAUAGCAUUAUGUUAUAUACAGCAUCAUAACAAUGAAAGUACUACGCCUAUAUUGCACGUUUUAUAAAAUGGCAUCUAGGGGCAAUGCAUCUCCUCACUACCGCUUUCACUUGUUCAUGUGUUCUGUGUUCACGCGUUCUUCUACUAGACCACAAAAUUGCUGUGUCAGUGCUGUGAACUGAUGCUUGUUGUUGAAACAGACUGACAGAGGAGGGCCUUUACAUAAUUUUUCUUCAUUUGUCUUCUAAAAACAUCACUUACUUGGGUUUUUACUAUAGCAGCAUGACAUGGGUUGAUCUAAGCUCUUUAAAAUUCUCCCCCAACAUUUUUAAGUUUUUUGUUCAGAAAUCCAUUCUCAAAUUCACAAUUUGUCUUUUUGUUGUUCUCGGUAUCUGUCUGUCAUUCCACUUCUUUUACCACGGGUCUGAUGAGUCUCUGUUCUGAGAUGAUGUAAUGGUCUCUCAAUAAUUGAUGCUUUAAAGACAGUAAAAUACCCUGAGCCAGAGCACAAAGGAACACAGGAAAUCAAUGUUAGUGUGAGAGGAGGUAUGACAGAGUAAGAUGAGGAGAGGCUGCGUAAUAUUGUUGAACGAAACAGAAACAAGUCAUGCUCACGUAGAGACACACCCCGAGCUAGAAACUUCCACUGAUGAUGUUGGGUUGUCUGUGUGCCCAAUGGUCAGAAACGCACAGUGGUAAGUUAAGACGGCAGGUAUUAACGUGAAAUGACAGCGUUGUUGUAUGGGUGUUGUGAGUGUAAAAACAGUUAAAGGUAAGUGGAGUUCAGUUACCAAGUAAGUUAUAUCUGUAUAUCAGAAUCGGAUACUGUUUUAUCUGAAUUUCAGGCCAGCAUUGCUGGUCUUACACUAUGUAAAGUGUUUUAAAUGAGUCGCUUCCAUUUUAUUUCAUUUUAUUUAGUUCCCAUUUUUAGGGAACUGUUUUUUGGACAUGGAAAAGCAAUGUACUUUUUAAGUGUUUAAAUACUGUGAUUUCAAAGUCGACAAGAACUUUUUAAUACUUUUUAACUAUUUUCAAAACCUGGUGACAAACAUAAAGGGUGACAAUGAUUUACUGUAUGGAAAAAAUUAAAAUCAUGAAAUAUGGAGAUACUAGUUUGACAGUAUUGAUAUUCUCCUCUCUUAUCACCUGUCAAUGAUGUCACUCUUGUGCCUACUGACAGUCUUGUUCUUUCCUUUCUCUUUUGUCUGAAUUCAGGAUGUUGAGCCCUGGGGAAGGACGUUCUGGUGCCACAUUGCAUUUAUCAGUCACUGGAUUACUGCCUCACUGACUGCAGUGAUUGAAUUGAGGCGCUGCUCUGAAUAAUAAGCAACACCUGUUUGAGACAGCUUUAUAUCUGCACUUGGGUUUUGCCCGAUUCACCUUGCCCAGUGCUGAUACUGAUAGCUGGCAUAGUAAUCGGUCUCAUUAGAUACUUGAUUAACAUUGUUGGCUCAUCAACUGACACUCCUGGACGGAGUUCAGGCCUUUGUGGACCAUCUGUUUAUCUACCAUUUCUCUUGGGUCCAGACAGCAGAUGUUCCGUCUGUGGUGCCUUGAGGCUUGUCGAUCCAGUUCUUCCUGUGCCUGCGCACGUAAGGAACCCGUCCGCCUGCUCUACCCCAACGCCUCCGUGUCAGCAAAACUGUGGAGGUGAUGGAGGGUCUGGAGGUUGAGGACAUUAGCCCCGCCCUCGAGGCCACUGAGGAUUACCUGCAUUGCCUUGAUGACAACCAAGGAGAUGGCCAGGUACAGACACAGAAACUUAAAGAGGGGUCUACCUUGGAUAAGCUGAACUCCAGCGGCGUGUGGGGACUGCUGACGGAAAAGCGAUCUGACAUAUCACCUGGCAACAUGGCCUGGGCCGAGCAGACGUCCUUUCACAUUCUGGGCCUAAGACAUGGAAAAAGGAACCGGGCACGAUCCACCAACGAUUUGGCAGCUCAUGCCAAAGAGACAAACUCUACUACCACAACAUCCAGUGGGGGCUUCAAACGUGGCCACAACCGCUCGCGUUCAGAUGUUAACUACCGCAGUUACACAGAUAACGGCAUGCCGGCUAUUGACAAAAAUACACUCAAGAACAUGGCGCUGAACGACUACAUGGAUGCUCAUAAGGAGAGCAGCCCUAGUCUGGUGAAGCAGGGAAUGUUGGAGCAGCGAGAGGGACCUUGGGGCCGCUGGAGUACAUGUCACGUCGAGCUUACACCCUGCGAGCUACGUCUCUACAGCCUGGACAGCAGCGGUAACCAACAGUUAUGUGCCGCCCUCUCUCUAUCUCACUGCCAAGGGGUGAGCGCACCCCAAACCCAAGAUGGACGUGUGCUUCAAGCUGUCUUCUUCAACAGUACCCGUGUGCAGUUACGCGCACCCUGCCAGUGGGAGGCAAUGGAGUGGCGCAGAGUCCUCUGGGAACGCGUCUUGGCUGCACGUCCAGCUCAUCGUAAAGGCGAACCGGCUUGUGCCACCUCUCCUACCCCCCACGGUCCCGACGCAGCAUCUGUGCCAAUCCCUCGGCCGUUGAUUCGUCCCACGGCCCUACCGCUGUUCACCCAGCAUUGUGCUGAUGUGCUCAAGGCUGGCCUUCUGCACCAACUCACCGACCUCAAUAACUGGAGGGCCUUUACAUUCGUGCUGAGCCGCACAGAACUGCAGGCCUUUCCAACUGAAGGGAGGGGUCCUGUGUCGGAGCCUGUGCUGCGGUACCCGUUGGCUUCCUGUCUGACUGUGCAGAGGGAUGAGGAAGACGGUGGAACCAACUCUCGCUUCCAGGCUGUCUUUCCUGAUGAUGUGCUACGCUUACGGGCGGAGAGCGAGCUCAAAGCCCAGGAUUGGGUGGAGGCCUUGCGGACAGCUGUGACAACUCAGCGACCUCAGAGGGAGAAUAAUCAGUCGGGUCCCACGGGAGUGCUGAUGAGGAGGAAGCCACCCAGGGAACGGCGACAUCGGGAGGCCCAAAGAGCAAAACGCCAGUCCGUCACCACAAGCUUUCUCAGCAUCCUUACCUGUCUGGCUAUAGAGAAGGGCCUUACUGCUCAGGGCUUCCGAUGUGCAGGAUGUCAAAGGCCAGUGGGUCUGUCACGCGGGAAGGCCAAAGUUUGCUCUUAUAGCGGAUGGUACUACUGCCCAAGUUGUCACCAGGACAAUCUCUUUCUCAUACCUGCUCGUCUGCUUCAUAACUGGGAUACUAACAAACACAAAGUGUCGAAGCAGGCUAAGGAGUUUUUGGAGUUUGUUUACGAGGAGCCAUUGUUAGACAUCCAGCAGUUGAAUCCAUGUCUGUAUGAGCAUUGCGAAGCUCUGGCGGCCGUUCUUAAACUGAGACAGCAGCUUCAGUCUCUCAGGGCUUACCUCUUCAGCUGCCGAGCCACAGUAGCGGAAGACCUCCGUCGCAGGAUCUUUCCAAGGGAAUACCUUUUACAGCAUGUACACCUCUAUUCAUUGGCAGAUUUACAGCAGGUCAUAGAUGGAAAGCUUGCUCCAUUCCUCUCGAAGGUAAUCAAGUUUGCCAGCUCUCACGUGUACAGCUGCAGUCUGUGUCGAGAGAAGGGCUUCAUCUGUGAGCUGUGCCACAACGGCCAGGUCAUCUAUCCCUUCCAGGAGAACACAUCCAAAAGAUGCGAGGGCUGCGGAGCCGUCUUCCACGCCGAGUGCCGGAUGCGAGCCCAGCCGUGCCCGCGCUGUGUGCGCAGAGAGCUACACAAGAAACCGGCGUCGUUCUGGAGGAGGCACGCCCCUCACGACAGCCCCGACGAUGAAGUGCUGGGCUACUUUGAGAUGGACACCUGAGAUGGUUCACGAAGAGCACUGCAUCUUUCUGAAAGAGCCAACAACAGUGAUAAAGUGCAGCUGUGCGUGUGUGCAUAUCCAUGAAGAACAAGACUCUGCGGUAUCCUGGUGGAAGUGCUCAGUGACAGAGACACAGCAAUGUUUUUGUUUUUUACUUUCUCUCUCACCUGAGAGAGAUGGACCUAGAGACAAUAAUUCAGCUCCGGAAGAGCCGAGGCUUCAUAAUGAUACCAAUUUACCCUUCCCUUUCAUCUAUCAAAUGACAGCCGGGGCCAACCGACAAAUACAGGCGAAGUACACUCGCACACUCACACGCAAACACGCUCGCUGACAGACGUGAAAUAAUGCACUUUCUGGCAGACUCACAAUCCGAGAGCGAUGAUUCAAACCAAUUUCUGGACACAAAUAGAGCUUCUAAUCCAUUAAUGGUUCUGACAAAGUGAACGCUGCGAGAAGAACGUCUGGCUUUUGCAUUUGGGUUUCUUCCGUGUUGGAGUUAACCUACGAGGCUGAAGUUCUCGAUGUUUGAAGAUCAACAUCCUUAGAAACGAAAUAUCAUCUGCCUAACUACCUGGGAGGGGUACAUCUGCUUUCCAGCACAAACAAUACGUUACAUUUCACAUGAUCUCAUUUUUGCACUUUUACGUUUUAUGAUGGAAAAAACACAUACUCGUGUUGAGGGGUAACCUGAUCACCCCUUAAGCUGUUUCACUCUCAAUUGUUUUCUUUUUAUGAUCAGUUUUUUGCACUUUAGGUCACAGUAUGUCACCAUAUGUUUUUAAGUGAUGUCACUUUCAGCAUGACCGAUGGUUCGAGGCGCGGUGUAGCGGGAUGUAGGGUUGGUGUUUUUUUACCGUCCAGCUGGAGUCAGAGAGUUGCUCGAGUGUUUAUCAACACUCAAUGGCCCUGCCUAUGAGCAGCAGAACCAUGUUGUUCUUGAUAACCGCCUGGACUAUGAUUACAAACUAUCCUUGGCCACCAAGCCCCAAAAUUACAGUCCAGAGUUCUCGGGCUUUGUUUAGCAUUGCUAAGGUCCUUUUAGCAAGAACUGUAAAGCAAACCCGACGUGGACGAGCUCAUAAUUCACGUCGACUAGCUGACCUCUCCUAGUGGGCAAGAAUUGGCAAUAAUCACUUGUUUUGCUUUUGCUGCCUUAUUUGAUGUCCUGUUCUUGAUGUUCGGGUCUGUUAUUUUCCAAAGAAACAAACAGGUUACAGAUAAUAUUUGAUGUCUGGCCAUGCACAUCGCCCAGAUGUAUUCAGCUGACAUUUUAAUUCACUUUUUUGUAAUACUUAAAAUCCCUAUUAUAUUUCACUCCGCUAUUACUUUUUAGAUCCUAGAUUUCUUAGAUCACCUGACCAGCACACCAUGGUUACAAAUUUAAAGCACUUAGAAGUCCUGCUGGGGCUGAUUGCUUCAAGUUGGUCACAACAAGGACCUUUAGCGCAGACCAAGUUCUUUCUGACCAACAGUUGUUGCUUCUUAAAGGAACAGUUUACCCAAAAAUAAAAAUUAUGUCUUCUCUUGCUCAUCCUCAAGUUGUUCCAAAUCUGUAUACAUUUCUUUGUUCUGAUGAACACAGAGAAAGAUAUUUGGAAAAAAACCAAACCAGUUCUUGGCCACCAUUGAGUACCAAAAUUGCUUUACAAAUGUAUUUGUUCUGUUGAACACAAGAGGAUAUUUUGAAGAAUUUAGGAAAGCAAACAGUUCUGGGACACUUUUGACUACCAUUGUCAUUUUUCCUAUUUUGGUUGUCAACGGUGGCCAAGAACUGUUUGGCUACAAGCAUUCUUCUGAAUAUCUUUCUUUGUGUUCAUCGAAACAAAUACAUUUAUACAGAUUUGGAACAACUCAAGGAUGACUAAAUGAUGACAGCUUUUUUAUUUUGGGGUAAACUGUCCCUUUGAGCGCAUGAUAGUAGGUCAACUUUCACAUUUGUUACAACAUAUUAUUUGUUACAGUGUUCAUUUUCCAUGUUUUUUUUUUUAGCUUAUGUGUUACUUUGAGACAUUUGCACCAAGAAUACUUCAAGUUUGAAUGAAUUAAUUCUUAGUUUAAAUGUGUUUGGAGAUCGUAAUGAUGGAUGAAUGAUUGGUAGUUGUUCAGAACGUAUUUAUUAGUCUGUGUCUCUUUGCCUGCCUUAAAUUGAAAGCCUAUGCGUAAGCCUGUUGAUGUUCUUCUGUUAGCAAGGUAUAGUCAUUCAGUUUGUGAGAGGAAAAUGUUUCAGUAUUUAAUCUAAUCAGGAUAUCAGGCUAUAGAAGAUAUCAUAAUAUAAUCGCUUGUUUUGUUUUUAAAGGCCAAGACCUUUACUUACCUUACUAAAAAAAGGAAUCACCCCAGACUGGGGGUCCUGGAAUCUGGCGGUCUCUUGUAUUCCCAUGAGAGAUCUUGUCAUUUUCUUUUUGAAGCUUGAACUUUGGAAAAUGCAUCAUGUUUUACAGUUUCUGAGGAAAACAAUGAUACUGUAGGAUUUUAUGAUGUAUUUGUAAUCUGUUAGCUUUGAGAGUUUGGUGUAUUAUAGAGUUUUAUCACUUGCAUUAUGUGACACUUUAAAUCAGGGACUCUUAACACUGGAAAAGAUCAUGAAGGAUGAGCAAAAGGAUCUGAAUUUAAUGCAUCGUUUUUUUUGUCAUUUCUGUAAUUGGUCUUUUGUUUGUAUUUGCUAAAGGUAUUGUACAGUUUUUCAGCCAUCAUGUUGAUCUCAGUUGUAUAUUUGUAUCAUCAGGUUUUUGUUUCAUUGGUAUUUAUUUUAUUUAUAUUUUUCAUUAGAAAUGAACAGUUUCAUUAUAAGUUUCUGGAUUGCUCCCUGUAAACUCGCCGCUAUAGACAACCUGUUAUGCAACUACAGACUUUUGUUUUCAGUACUGCUGCGGGUUCCUUGUUUUUUUACCACUGAUGCCAAUAAAGUCAAUUACUUAACACAUUCUAA
Triplophysa dalaica is the source of this 7355-nucleotide messenger RNA. It is a transcript of the gene plekhm3, whose product is annotated as pleckstrin homology domain containing, family M, member 3. The record is from RefSeq and is a predicted model, not a curated record. Lineage: Eukaryota; Metazoa; Chordata; Actinopteri; Cypriniformes; Nemacheilidae. Bases 2294 to 4426 code for a protein of 710 amino acids. The transcript has 7 exons.